Molecule: messenger RNA, 270 nt
Organism: Acaulospora morrowiae
Lineage: Eukaryota; Fungi; Glomeromycota; Glomeromycetes; Diversisporales; Acaulosporaceae
Source: the annotation of a GenBank genome assembly
AUAGGGAGACAUGAACCGGAAAAGGUGCCAAAGAGGCAUGGAAUUAUAAUUUUGAAAUUAGAGCUUGUUUAUCAGUUGAUGUUUGUGGGACUGGACGGAAUAAACCGUAAAGGUCGAGGGCAAUUUUUUCCCAUGAUCCUCGCGCCGGUCAUUCAUAUGACAAGAAAAGAAAAGAAAAGCAUCGUUAGUCUUUAUGGAAUAGCUUUCCAUCUUCUGCCUGCAGUCUGUAAACAAGUUAUCUGUGGUGUCGAAUAUGCAAACAGGUUAUAA